Molecule: messenger RNA, 1939 nt
Organism: Stomoxys calcitrans (stable fly)
Lineage: Eukaryota; Metazoa; Arthropoda; Insecta; Diptera; Muscidae
Product: transcription factor grauzone
Exons: 4
Coding region: 88-1917 (609 amino acids)
Biological process (GO): regulation of transcription by RNA polymerase II
Cellular component (GO): nucleus
Molecular function (GO): DNA-binding transcription factor activity, RNA polymerase II-specific; zinc ion binding; RNA polymerase II transcription regulatory region sequence-specific DNA binding
Source: RefSeq, a predicted model, not a curated record
UUUGCAAUAAGAGGCAGAUCAAAACAAAUAUACAACAAAAUAAAUUUUCAACUAAAAUUUUUAUUUACUUGCUGGAAUUUAUUAGCCAUGUUAUGUUGCUUGUGUUUAAAAGGCACAGAAAAUGCUAUGCCAAUUUUUGGAGAUUCAGAAAUGUCAGAAAAAUAUAAUGUAGCGGCAAUUUUAGCAAAGCAUUUCUGGUUUGAACCAAAUAAGGAUGACCCAGCUUUUACCGCAAUAUGUAAUGCAUGCUGGGGAAAACUUUAUGAUUUCCAUAAAUUCUAUGAAAUGGUGGAAAUAGUUCACCACCGUUUGAUUAACACGGAGAUUGUGACGGUGAAAAGUGAAGAAACGCUUGCAUGCAAAGAUGAGCCGUAUGAAGAAAAUUUACAUGAAUUGGGCGAGGUGCCACUUUCUACGGAAUUAGUGGCCUUAAACCAGUCAACGAAGUCUUGCUCCACUUUAGACUCGGACAUCCAUUUCAACGCUCAUAAUUCCAACGAUAGCCAUAGCUAUGACAAUGAAUUUGAUAUGGACUAUCAAGAGGAGGAUUCUGAGCACUCGGAUCCAUUUGACGAUACAGAAGUGGUAAGAGAUAUGCACGAGCAGGAUUUACAAACUCCAACUGAGAAAAGGACACGUUCAACCCGAAAUUCAAAGAAAUCGAAUGCACCAGCCGAUAGCGUACUACCUUCGGUAGCUGAAAAGCUUGCAGUUCCAGUAAAGAGGGGAAGAAAGCCUAAAGUUAAAAUUUCUUUGGAUCAUGAAAACAAAGGCGACAAGCCAAAGAAAUCUAAAUGCAAAGAGAAACCUAAUAAAAAUCCAGACGAAGAGAGUGCCUAUAAAAAUAAGAUGAAAUCGUUCGACAAUGAAAUUUCUCAGUAUAUGGGCCUACAUUGUGAUGUGUGCAACAUAGCUGUAGAAAAUUUUGCUACCCUAAAAAAUCAUAUGCGCAUUGAACAUAGCAUUGAAAAUGGCUACGUGAAAUGCUGUGACAAAAAAUUCUGCAAGAGAGCAAAUCUGUUGUAUCAUAUUCGGCGUCAUGUUAAUCCAAAUUGUUAUAGAUGUGAGGAUUGUGACCAAAUAUUUUCUGAUUAUCAAUCGUUACGAAAUCAUCUCAACGUUAAACACCAAAAGGAAGAAGAUAAAAUAUACAAAUGCAACGAGUGUCCAAAAAAAUUUGCCCGCAAAUAUCUACUUGAACAGCAUAGAACUUUUAAGCAUAAAGAUCGUUGCAAACAAUGCAAAAUGUGUAAUAGAAGAUAUAAAACAAUUGAGGAGCUUGAGGAGCAUAAUAAAGAACCAUGUGCAGCCGGAAUAAUGUGCGAUAUUUGUGCUAAAGUUAUUUUUGGUCCCGGGGCUUUUAAACGCCACCAAUUAGAACAUGAUGGCGGUGAUGCUCACAAACUGCAAUGUGAUUUAUGCGGGUCAUGGCAUAAAGAUAAAUAUGCACUCAGAAAACACAAACGACGUCAUUUGGAACCUAAGACACCCCAUGUAUGUGAUAUUUGUAAUAAAGUUUCACCCAGUCGAGAAGCCAUGGUUAGUCACAAAAAAUACGCUCACCGAUCUGAUCGAACUUUUGAGUGUGAAUUUUGCAAAAAGUGCUUCAAACGACCAAUUUCGUUAAGGGAACACUUGACAACACACACGGGUGCCGUCUUAUAUACAUGCCCCUACUGCCCGAAAACAUUUAAUUCCAACGCUAAUAUGCACUCACAUCGCAAAAAUGUACAUCCUGUUGAAUUUGAAGAAGCUCGUAAACGACGCCAAAGAGUUGGUUAUAUGGGUGAUCAAAAUUCUUCGAUAGACGUUUCGAAGCCUUUAGCAAUAGGCGCGCCAAUCACUGAUAGUAAAAUAGUGCCUAAUUUGCCCAAAGUCGAGUCUAAUCAUACUAUAACGUUAUUUGACGCAAAUUAAAAAUAAAUAAUAUUUUCAAAUA